AUGUCAUCAAAAACCUCUAUUACGGGUAUCCUUAACGUGACACCAGAUAGUUUUAGCGAUGGGGGAAAAUAUUUAUCCACACAAUAUGCCGUUUCUCAGGUUCAACUGAUGCUAUCAGAAGGGGCAGAUAUUAUUGAUUUAGGUACACAAUCAACCCGACCAAAGGCAUCCAAGCUAUCUGUCGAGGAAGAAUUGGACCAACUUAUCACUAUCCUAGAAGUAGUCAAAAAUAUGCCCGAGAUGGAGGGAAAGCUUCUAUCUAUGGAUACAUUCUAUUCCUUGGUUGCUGUUGAAGCAAUUAGCAAGGGGGCUCAUCUUGUCAAUGAUGUGUCCAGCAGUUUGCUGGUUUAUACCAUCAUGGAUGAAUCCGAACUUCCCUUGGAGUUUCCUGAUGGCACAACUCCUGUUACUUGCCGUGUCUCAAUAUAUGAUUCUUCAACCGACAGUAAGGUUGGGGUAGGAUCUUCUAUGGACAAGGCCCGUGCUCCUCCAUUGCCUGCUGGCAGUCUCUACAUGGAAGAAGUGCAAGUAAAGGUCAUGAAGAAUGGUUACAUUGCAACUGUAACUCUAUUCCAGUCAUGA
This is a messenger RNA of Fraxinus pennsylvanica, 582 nucleotides long. The record is from the annotation of a GenBank genome assembly. NCBI's taxonomy places the organism in Eukaryota, Viridiplantae, Streptophyta, Magnoliopsida, Lamiales, Oleaceae.